Molecule: messenger RNA, 1656 nt
Organism: Cylindrotheca closterium
Lineage: Eukaryota; Bacillariophyta; Bacillariophyceae; Bacillariales; Bacillariaceae
Source: the annotation of a GenBank genome assembly
AUGCCACGAACAAUACCCAACCGGCGACAUGUAGGAAGAGUUUCCAGCAUGCCAGAAAGUGUGGUUUCGAAAAGUGUCGGUCGCAGAAAAGGAGGACGAUCCCCAGUUCGAUCAACUACCCCUCGCCCUACAACUGUGUCAACUACGCCGCAGUCGUCACCCUCUACUUCACAGCGGCGUCGGGUUCCAUCACUAGACAUACAAGAUGAAGAAGAAUGUUCUCAAAGGUCUAGCAAGCGAUCCACCCGAAGCAAAUCCAAAAACGAAGGAAAAAAUCGGUCCCAUUCUUUAAACAACAGUGCCAAUCACCUAAACCACUCAUCUAAAUCUCCAACUCCUCGAAAGCAGCGGGUCCGCAGUAGCACUCAAGGAACGCCCGAUGAAAUGCUGAAUGCAUCUGCCAGCUCUCUCAAGGUUCCAAAGAGCUUUCGGGAAAAGGACUCAAAGGACUCAUCAAAACGAUCGACUAGAAGUGGCAAAACCCGCAGCGGAAAGAAAAAUUCUACGGAGAAAAUUUCUACGAGAGCACUCUCUCCUGGGCCUACGGCUAUAGUGGCACCCGCAAAAGUACCGCAUUCGGUCUCUGGUCGCCGCCGGAGAUCCAUAGGGAGCAGUACUCUCAACAACGAUGGGGCCGCAACUCGAUCACCCGGUGCUCUAGUAGUAGGUCGUCCAAUGGUAACGAAUCACAAGGCGGUGCGUACGGGCCCGAAAUCAAAUUUGGAAUACUCAAAUUCGUAUAAUUCUGGCAAAUCCAGUAGUGCGCAUGUCAGACAUACGCAAAGCCAUUCUACCUUGAUUUAUCACUCGGAGGAAUCAGAGGCUUCGGAUAUUGACUCAGAAACUGAAUCAGCGACUGGAGCCUUGCAGAGUAUGAGUGUGCAAGAUAUCGGAGCCUUUCGUGGCACCGAAACUGCACUAGAGAUUGAUUCCAAAUGGCAACAACACAUGAGUAGAACGGACAAUAUUCUAUUCUCCGUCUUUCCGCGUCAUAUUGCCGAGGCUCUUGUGGCUGGCCAAAAGAUCGAACCAGAGAAUCACGAACUUGUCACUAUUUUCUUCUCAGAUAUUGUGGGCUUUACUGACAUUUCUUCCACACUGGAUCCAUUGAAGAUCUCCGAUAUGCUUGAUCGGCUCUACCACUCAUUCGACGCCCUUUCUAGUUACCAUGACGUGUUCAAAGUAGAGACAAUUGGUGAUGCUUACAUGGCAGUUACCAACCUAGCCAAGAAACAGUCAGAUCACUGCAAACGAAUCGCUGAAUUUUCAAUUGAUGCGAUCCGGGUGGCGCAGAAAACACUUAUAGACAAAGACGAUCCGGCAAGAGGGUAUGUCAACAUCCGAGUUGGAUUUCAUUCUGGUCCUGUGGUUAGCAACGUUGUUGGCUCGAAGAAUCCAAGAUACUGCCUCUUUGGAGACACAGUGAAUACUGCUAGUCGGAUGGAAAGUAAUUCGGCAAAGAAUUUGAUACAUUGCAGUGACGCUUCUGCUCAGCUACUGGAAGAACAAGCUCCGGGGAUUCGAAUUUAUCCCCGAGGAGCAAUCAGCAUCAAGGGGAAGGGAUCUAUGAAUACCUUUUGGGUUCAUAAAGAAGGCGAAAAAGAGACAGUUUCUAGUGCCAAGUCAUUUUUCAAAGCGAUUCGUGGGAGGAUAUGA